Messenger RNA from Mauremys mutica (yellowpond turtle), 1580 nucleotides. RefSeq names its product protein FAM170A-like. NCBI's taxonomy places the organism in Eukaryota, Metazoa, Chordata, Testudines, Geoemydidae. The transcript is spliced from 3 exons. Bases 333 to 1139 code for a protein of 268 amino acids. Gene Ontology annotation, biological process: fertilization. The record is from RefSeq and is a predicted model, not a curated record. Gene Ontology annotation, cellular component: nucleus.
UCUGCCCCUCCUGACUGGGCUCCCACUGGGCCCGUGGGGCCUUGGCUGGGGGGCAGCCCUGUUUUACUGCUCCCCUUAUAUUUCCCCUUGUUCUAUUUCUCCUCUCAUCCCUCUGUAAAUAAAUCUCUCCCUUUGUUAUCUCCGUUGUACUUUUCCUGUGGGUGGGUGUGUUCACUCUGGGGGGUUUGGAACAGGUGCCCCUGGGGUGGAAGGGAUUUCUCCUGCUGCAUUCCUGCGCGCGCUGUCUCUUGGCCAGAGCUGCCUGCAGAGCAGACUCCAUCUUGGCCACGAGCGCGUUACAGUUACAGGCAGAAGAAAAUACCCUUUACUACAUGAAGGUCCAGGCUGUGAACGGCGUCUCGGUGGCCUGGGAGACCAGGGCCGGCUUUGGAGCCAUUAGGAAGCAGCCUCGGAUCUUUAAGGCCAAGUAUAGCGGAGGAGAAAGCUUUGCUGGCUCGGACCUGAGCAGCUCCCACACCAAGUCCGAGCUGGGGGAUGUGGACUCAGAGGCAGAGGGCGGCGCCGGGGGGCCAGCAGAGGAGGCGCCGCAGCAGCCGACGGGAGCGCCACCGGAGUGGCUCCUCACCAUCGAGCAGAGCGUGCGGUGCCUGGCCUGCUGCCGAGUCUUUCCCAGCCUGGAAGCCCUGACCCAGCAUGUUAAGCAGGGGCUGCACCAAGGCUUCAGCUGCCGCGUCCACUACCGGGUGCUGGGGCAGCUGACGGCAAGAGAGAGGUCCCAGAGGAGGAGAGUCCUGUGCCCUUGGGAGUCGCAGAGAUCAAGGGAGUCGCCCCCUCAUCAGGGCGUCUCUGCCGGGAGCCAGGUUCCUCAGGACACAGCAGAGGAGGGGGUCUCUGCCGGGAGCCAGGUUCCUGAGGACACAGCGGAGGAGGGGGUCUCUGCCCUUGCUGGCCCCAGGGACCCAAGCCAGCACCCCUCUGCGGCCAUAUCUGUCACCAGCCACUCCUCCAACUGCCUGUGUGCACAGCCGCCAUGUGAGCCCCCCGGCGCAGACGUGAAGAGAAAGCGCUCGGCACGUGGCAGAGAGGCCGAGGAGGAGGCAGAAGAAAAGUGGAUUUGUUUCAAAGAUAUUGUCAUCUGUGUAGAAGUUACAGGAUGGAGUGAAUCAGGCAGAUGCUGAGGAGUAAGGCCGGGCAAGUGGCUCCAGAGUCGGCAGCAAACAUCAGCCAGCCUGCCCAGGAGGAGAGCGGGCGGGGAAGAGGCUUGUGGCCAGUGGAAAGAGAGGAGCUGCGUCGCCUGCUGGAGGAGGAGGAAGACAGCAGCUCCCCUAGCUGACCCUGAGGCACCUUCUGGGCCGAAAUGGAGGUGGCCCCGGGUACAGCUGUGGAGGAGAGAGCCAGGGGAGGGCAGGAGCCUGGGAAGGCAGCUCUGGGGCUUCCUUCGCAGGAAGCCAAGGUGCCAGGAGCUGCGCCCCAGGGCCCAGCAGGAGCCGUCCAUCAUCAUGGCAACUGAGAGGCCCUGCACCAGCCCGACCCUGGCCCCCGAGGAGCCUCCCGCCAGCCCGACCCUGACCCCGAGGAGCCUCCCGCCAGCCCCACCCUGGCCCUGGAGGAGCCUCCCG